CUGUGGGAAAUAAUAUUGUCCGGAAGGGCUUUAACGGUUUUUGGGUGAUUUGAGUUUAGUCGCAGUGUAUUUAGCGCGCCGGUUACAGCCGCACUACUACACCGGCGGCACGCGUCAUGCACUCCUUGGUCGUCACUUCUCGUAAACUCGACCGCCAACAGUGACAUGGUGAUGGGUGAGGGUGACGGAGAUAUGGAAGGCGGAGGUGGUGGGAACGAUGAAUGUGUGGAGGACGGCGAUGAAGAGUUAGUAGCAAUGAUGGGUCCAUCUACAACGUUUUGUAGUUCUAACAAGUGCAAGAAAAUUAGGAGACCAUUGCCACCUCGGGAGACGUGGAAGAAGAAAAUUGAAUUCUUACUGGCGGUAGUCGGUUUUGCUGUCGAUUUGGGCAAUGUGUGGAGAUUUCCUUACAUCUGUUAUCAAAACGGCGGAGGUGCGUUUCUUAUACCGUACGUGGUGAUGUUGGUAUUUGGUGGAUUGCCUUUGUUUUACAUGGAAUUGGCACUAGGACAGUUCCAUCGAUGUGGAUGUCUCACAGUGUGGAAGAAAAUUUGCCCGGCUCUAAAAGGUGUUGGAUAUGCGAUAUGCCUAAUCGAUAUGUAUAUGGGCAUGUAUUAUAAUACAGUGAUCAGUUGGGCGCUAUAUUAUCUGUUUUCGUCGAUGAGAUCCGAACUGCCCUGGACCAAUUGCGACAACCCGUGGAACACGCUGAACUGCACACCGGUGACUAAUAUAUCGGGAUUUACAAACCUAUCGACGAGUCCAGCUAAAGAAUUUUUCGAGAGGAGCGUUUUGGAACAACACAGAGCUGAUGGGUUGGAUAGAAUUGGACCGAUAAAAUGGUCUUUGGCAUUGUGCUUGUUGGCCGUAUUUCUAUUGGUGUAUUUCUCUCUGUGGAAAGGAGUAAGGAGCACUGGCAUGGCGGUUUGGGUCACGUCUCUUGCACCGUACGUAGUAUUGUUCAUGUUACUGUUUCAAGGAAUCUCGUUACCGGGUGCCGGCGAGGGAAUACGAUAUUAUCUGACACCGCAGUGGCACAAGCUCGUUAACACAAAGGUAUGGAUAGACGCGGCGUCUCAAGUGUUCUUCUCGCUGGGUCCAGGUUUCGGUACUCUCCUCGCUCUGUCCAGCUACAACAAGUUCAACAACAACUGUUACUGGGAUGCCAUACUCACCAGUUCAAUUAACUUUUUUACCAGUUUCCUUGCCGGGUUCGUAAUAUUCACCAUGCUCGGCUAUAUGGCGCACGUACAAAACAAGAGUAUAGCUGAAGUGGGAACCGACGGACCGGGUUUGGUAUUUAUCGUAUAUCCAGAAGCGAUCGCUAUGAUGACUGGUUCAGUUAUGUGGGCCUUGAUAUUCUUUUUGUUACUCAUCACGUUGGGUUUGGACAGUACAUUCGGUGGUUUGGAAGCAAUUAUAACUGGUCUCUGUGAUGAAUAUCCAAAUGUAUUAAAGCGGCACAGAGAAUUGUUUGUGGCUGGUUUAGUAGCAGUGAUUUAUAUACUAUCAUUACCAACUACUACAUACGGCGGAGUUUAUUUAAUCACAUUGCUGAACGUAUUUGGACCAGGAAUUGCUAUACUAUUCGUUGUAUUUGUCGAGGCAGCAGCGGUCUGUUGGGUGUAUGGAGUGGACCGGUUCGCAAACGAUAUCGAAAUGAUGAUAGGACACAGACCAGGUCUAUUCUGGAGAUUGUGUUGGUGCUACAUAAGCCCUGCGUUCUUAUUGUUAAUUUUUGUGUUCUCAAUAUUGGGAUACAAAGAUAUGAUGGCUGGAGGUACAUAUGUUUACCCGGAUUGGAGUAUUAAUAUGGGAUGGUUGAUGACUGCUUCUUCAAUCAGUUGCAUACCUGCUUACUUUAUUUACAAAGUGUACAAGACACCGGGUCCAUUCAUGCAGAGAAUUAGAUUGAUCAUGAAACCGGAAGAUCCGGAACCGGACGACCGGGGCAUCGUGGCAAUUGCGUCGUCCGUGCACGGAAGUGGCAGUGGCGGGGGCGGCGGCGGUACGCACGUCUGAUUGGAAUGGCUCGUUUGACCCGGCCGACC
Molecule: messenger RNA, 2051 nt
Organism: Aphis gossypii (cotton aphid)
Lineage: Eukaryota; Metazoa; Arthropoda; Insecta; Hemiptera; Aphididae
Product: sodium-dependent serotonin transporter
Exons: 12
Coding region: 166-2022 (618 amino acids)
Biological process (GO): sodium ion transmembrane transport; serotonin uptake
Cellular component (GO): membrane; neuron projection
Molecular function (GO): serotonin binding; serotonin:sodium:chloride symporter activity
Source: RefSeq, a predicted model, not a curated record